Messenger RNA from Fusarium sp. VM40, 2445 nucleotides. NCBI's taxonomy places the organism in Eukaryota, Fungi, Ascomycota, Sordariomycetes, Hypocreales, Nectriaceae. The record is from the annotation of a GenBank genome assembly.
AUGGCGCUGCGCGAGUUCAAGGCCCCUGUCAGCUAUGAGAAGCAGCAACAUGCUUUCGAGGAGUUCUUGACCGGAUUCAAGACCUCGCCCGAGCAAACAAUCACAACCGCGCUGGGAAACAUCACCAUUGGAGAGAAUGAUCUUGACGAAGAGGAUGACUUGAUGGACGAUGACGGUCAGGAGGGGAACCGACGUCAACAAGCCAAGGAGCGCCGUGCUCCUCAGUACAAGUACAAGAACAUGCUCCAGCAGCUCUCCGAUCGGACGAUUGACGAGGCGACAAUCGACCUCGACGACUUGGCAACAUGGGAGAACGAUGCUUUCGACAAUGAGGACAAUAUGAGGCUUGUUGACUCUAUCGAGAUGAACACAAAACACUACGUCGAGAUCUUUUCAAGAGCCGUGGAUAAAGUUAUGCCCGCAGCAAGUGAAGACAUAACCUUCAAGGACGAUGUUCUCGACGUACUAAUGACUCGACGACAAAUCCGCAACCGAGAGCUUGAUGACGCCGCCGAGCGGGACCCAACUGCUGCUGACGACAAAUUUCCUGCCGAGCUCACUCGCAGGUAUACCCUAGUGUUCAAGCCCAAAUCGGAUACCUCGAGCCAGCCUUCAAAGGCCCUGGCAGUUCGACAAGUGCGCGGCGAGCACUUGGGUCAUCUCAUCACUAUCCGCGCCAUUGCUACCCGGGUUUCUGACGUAAAGCCUAUUGUUCAAGUUAGCGCAUACACCUGCGACAGAUGUGGUUGCGAAAUCUUCCAGCCUAUUACUGACAAGCAAUACGGUCCCUUGACAAUGUGUCCUUCAGAAGAUUGCAAGAAGAACCAGGCCAAGGGUCAGCUCAACCCCUCUUCAAGAGCCUCCAAGUUCUUGCCUUUCCAGGAGGUCAAGGUUCAGGAGAUGGCCGAGCAGGUUCCCAUUGGUCAGAUCCCUCGCAGUCUCACCGUCUUCUGUCAUGGUACUCUUGUCAGGCAGAUUAACCCGGGUGAUGUCGUUGAUAUCUCGGGCAUCUUUUUGCCUACCCCUUACACAGGAUUCAAGGCUAUGAAGGCUGGUUUGCUUACCGAUACUUACAUCGAGGCCCACCACGUUCUUCAACACAAAAAGGCUUACAGUGAGAUGAUUGUUGAUCCUACACUGGUCCGACGGAUCGAAAAAUACCGUCAAACCGGCCAGGUCUAUGAGCUUCUUGCAAAGUCGAUCGCCCCUGAGAUUUUCGGACAUCUUGAUGUGAAGAAGGCUCUCCUCCUCCUUCUUAUUGGUGGUGUAACCAAGGAAAUGGGAGAUGGUAUGAAGAUUCGUGGUGAUAUCAACAUCUGCUUGAUGGGUGAUCCCGGUGUGGCCAAGUCCCAGCUGCUCAAGUAUAUAUCAAAGGUCGCCCCUCGUGGUGUCUACACAUCAGGCCGUGGAAGCAGUGGUGUCGGUCUUACAGCUGCCGUGAUGCGAGACCCCGUCACUGAUGAAAUGGUUUUGGAGGGUGGUGCUCUUGUACUCGCUGAUAACGGUAUCUGCUGUAUCGAUGAAUUCGACAAGAUGGACGAGACUGAUCGUACCGCUAUCCACGAAGUCAUGGAACAACAGACCAUCUCCAUUUCCAAGGCUGGAAUCUCCACAACUCUCAACGCCCGCACAUCCAUCCUCGCCGCCGCUAACCCUGUCUACGGACGAUACAACCCUCGAAUUUCUCCUGUUGAGAACAUUAACCUUCCUGCUGCACUCUUGUCCCGUUUUGAUAUCCUUUUCCUGCUUCUUGAUACCCCUACUCGCGACACGGACGAGCAGCUUGCUAAGCACGUUACCUUUGUGCACAUGAACAGCCGACAUCCCGAUAUUGGCACCGACAACAUCGUGUUCAGCCCGCAUGAGGUACGGUCCUACAUCGCCCAGGCCAGAACGUACCGACCUGUGGUUCCAAGCACAGUGUCUGAAUAUAUGAUCAAGACAUAUGUCCGCAUGCGAGACCAGCAGCAACGUGCCGAGAAGAAGGGCAAGCAGUUCACUCACACAACUCCCCGUACCCUCCUGGGUGUUGUCCGUCUCGCUCAAGCCCUGGCACGUCUUCGAUUCAGCAGUGAGGUCACACAGGAUGAUGUUGAUGAGGCUCUCCGACUGGUUGAGGCCAGCAAGGAGAGUCUGAACAAUGAGCUUGGCACUGGUAACUCAAGAAUUAGUGCCACCGACAGGAUCUACGCCCUGGUCAAGACUAUGGCCGAUGCAGGCCAAUGCCGUCCUGAAGAUAUCGUGGAUGGAGAGGAUCUUGGUCUUGAGCUGAGUUUGAGGAAGGUCAAGGAACGAGUCAUUGCCAAGGGGUUUACCGAGGACCAAUGGUUUGACGCCUUGCAGGCGUACACUGACAGCAAUGUCUGGCAAACUACAGGAAAUGGCACACGACUGGUGUUUAUCAUUAACGACGAUGAGUUUGGAGACGAUGAUAUGGACUUUUAA